Haliotis rufescens (red abalone) is the source of this 2272-nucleotide messenger RNA. Its product is annotated as G-protein coupled receptor Mth2-like. The record is from RefSeq and is a predicted model, not a curated record. The transcript has 2 exons. Gene Ontology annotation, cellular component: membrane. Bases 1 to 1668 code for a protein of 555 amino acids. NCBI's taxonomy places the organism in Eukaryota, Metazoa, Mollusca, Gastropoda, Lepetellida, Haliotidae. Gene Ontology annotation, molecular function: G protein-coupled receptor activity. Gene Ontology annotation, biological process: cell surface receptor signaling pathway; G protein-coupled receptor signaling pathway.
AUGUACAACUACAUCAAAUGUAUUACAUUCUGUGGUGUGUCAACGUGGUCGCAUAUACAGGUUGUAGUAGAAUGUCCCCGGGGUUAUUUGAACAAAGAAACUGCCGAUCUAUGCACUGCCGAGGAGACAAACGACGCAUUUCGCAGUAUCCCCGUUACUGGAAGGAAGACAGGUCUGAUGUAUAGGAACAUCUACUGUGCUCAGUGCCAUGGCGAGGAAGCAGAUUUCUGGAUGCCAAAUGUGAAGUGCCCGAACAACUACAACUUCAGCCUGAAUUUUUCCUUGACCUUCAAUGAAAUUUUAUCUCACCCUAAAUGUGUUCUCGUAUACCAGCAACCUUUAAAUGCUCCUGCGUUUCGCCCUUGUUACCAACACGUUAUUGAGACAUGUCCGGAAAUCAGCAAGCAAUGCAAGGACUGCCGGCACAAGCUUGUAUAUAGUAAUGAGAAGAUAUACAAGAGCCCCGAAAUUGCUGCAUGCAACAAUGAAAGCACGCCUGGUUGCAUUGUGCCAGGGAAAUUCAAUGGCUGCAAGAUAUCAACCACUCUCAAUGACACUAUACUGGACGAUACAGACGCGCUGUCUCACGAAAGGAACUUAUCCGACUGCCCUCGGGUGACAUUGAAUGAAAACGAGUAUACAGUGCUGAGAGACGGCCGCCUCCAAGAAAGAGUGUCACAGAUUGUACACGAACAGCAUGACAUCGUCAUGAACGGAACCGACGCUCUGGUUUGCAUUAGUUCCAGGAAAUCACACCCAGAGUCUCUGAAACGUUUCUUGAUAACGAGAAAAGACGUCUCAAGUAUUGAGGGAAUAAUCAGUGGCAUUGGUACGAUACUAUCACUUGUAUCCCUUCUAAUGACAAUAGUAGUAUAUGCCACAUUGCGGAAGCUCAGGAAUGUUCCUGGGUGUAAUGUCCUUUCUCUCUCUGUAGCUCUUUUCAUUGCAGAAGUGUUAAUGCUCACGGCACCUGAAACAGAAGGUUGCUACAUCGUGUGCAAGAGUAUCAGUGUUGCAAUGCAUUAUUUCUUUCUCGCUGCCUUCAUUUGGAUGAAUGUAAUUGCCCAUGAUGUUUGGUCAACAUUUACAAGGGUAAUGAAUGCAGCAAACGUUUCGAAGAAGCCCUCAAGUCGUUAUGUAACAUACAGUAUGUACGCUUGGUUGACUCCAAUGCUACUAACCAUACCUGGAUUGACGCUUGACUUGACUUUCCCAGAUUCUCAAUACGCGCCUGGCUACGGGGAUGGUAUCUGUUGGUUUAGUAAGAAGUUAGGGUUGUUGGUAUUCUUUGCUACUCCACUUGCUCUUAUUGUCACCCUGAACAUUAUUUUCUUCACAAUGACAGUUGCUAAUAUAUGUUUGGUAAAGCGAACAUCUGCCCGCAGGCUCGGACCUGACUACAGAAACCAAUUCAGCAUCUACAUCAAACUCUUUCUCGUUAUGGGUUUGACCUGGGUGCUUGGUUUUCUGUCUGCUUUUGUGCCUCACCCAGUCACAACCUAUCUUUACAUCACCCUCAACACACUGCAAGGUCUCUUCAUUGGAGUAUCAUUUGUCUGUACCUGGAAGGUACUGCACCUUCUUCAGGAAUUUUUCGGCCGUGGCAAAUACGCCAUAUCCCGAUCAACUACGACUCAGGUCCCUAAUUAUACUGUUACUUACAUGUAGGUAUUGAACAUUUUACCAGACACCGUCAACAUCGGACGCAUAUUUAUGUUUUGUCGUACAUUUGUAAUAAUGCGCGUCUGUAGGCCACUGAUGAUGCUUCUUUCAUGCUUAAAUCGUAUUGUCGUUGGAAAACAUGUUUUUGGUCGUUGCUCUGAUCUCAUCUAGAUAUCAUAAAAAGUUCAAUGGGAAUAAAUGUAGUGUUAUAUGUUGUAGUGUCAUAACAAUGUUGUUAAUAAUGUUGUCUGAAAUAUAUACUCUCCAACAAUAACGCAAAGCCGUUAAUAGGUAUAUUUCAAAACAUGAAAUGGGAUGAACAACUGUUCUGUAAAACAUGAAAUUUCACAUAAUUGGAGCAACAAAGUUUGUCUAUAUGAUAUUCCGGAUUUCAUAACACACGGAAGUCGUGCAGUUGGACAUUGGUGACGUCAGUUCACUUUCUGUUAUGACCACCACAAGCUCAGUUUGGUUCAAAUCUGGCGAUCUGGAUGGCCAAGGAAGCUCAUAUGCGUUGUUAUUGGCUAUGAGCCGUGUGCGGCCUGGCGCUGGUAUAUUUCAAAACUUUGAAACCUUGAAACCUUGAAAUGUUGUCAAAGAAUAAAACAGA